This is a messenger RNA of Pygoscelis adeliae (Adelie penguin), 2208 nucleotides long. Its product is annotated as WD repeat-containing protein C2orf44 homolog. The record is from RefSeq and is a predicted model, not a curated record. NCBI's taxonomy places the organism in Eukaryota, Metazoa, Chordata, Aves, Sphenisciformes, Spheniscidae. The transcript has 3 exons. Bases 1 to 2208 code for a protein of 735 amino acids. Gene Ontology annotation, molecular function: kinase binding.
AUGGAGCUGGGAAAGGCAAAACUGCUGAGAACUGGCCUCAACGCUUUGUAUCAGGCCAUCCACCCCAUGCAUGGAAUUGCCUGGACAGAUGGGAAGCAAGUGAUACUGACUGCUUUAUACUACCAUAACGGAGAGCUAAAGUUUGGAGACUCGAGCGUUGUUGGUCAAUUUGAACAUGUUCAUGGGCUUUACUGGGGCCCAUGUUGCUCUACAGACACCCCAGCUCUGCUCGCUGUUCAGCAUAAAAAGCAUGUUAGCGUUUGGCAGCUGUGCUACAGCACUGCAGAGAAGAACAAACCCUUGAUUUCUCAGACUUGUGAAAUUGGUGAGCCGUUUCCACUGCUUUCCCAGGGCUGUGUCUGGCAUCCAAAGAAGGAGGUCUUGGCUGUGCUUACAAAAAGAGAUGCUUCAGUCUUGCAUGCUGUUCGUACGGACAAUACUAGAGUUAGGGCAGAUAUCAAAAGCAGUGGGCUUAUCCACUGUGCUUGCUGGACUAAGGAUGGUAAUCGCUUAGUAAUUGCUAUAGGCAGUGCCCUGCAUUCCUACAUAUGGGAUGAUGCUCAGAAAACUCUAAAUGCCUGCUCCUUUUGCCCAGUCUUUGAUGUGGGAGGUUAUAUCUGUGCUAUAGAAGCCACACUGGAUUUCCAAAUUGCUGUAGCUACUGAGCUUCCUUUAGACAAUAUCUGUGGUUUGAAUGCGGGCAUUGCAUUUGAUAUGCCAUCUGGUAUAGAAACUGGUUCUUUAACCUCACAGUCUGCUCUGGUGCUUGGUGAUGAGGAAUACUCCAUGGACCUGCGAAGAAAGUCCACAGACUCAGAUAGAUCAGGUGUUGAUUCACUUGCUUCUUCUUCAUCAGGUCCUGUGGAUUUAACCCAUACCCUUGCAAACCACCAUCGGUCUGAUCCCAGUCCUCUUAUUACUAUGAAACGCAAAGACUCUGCACCAACAAAUGGUCAAGAUUCUUCUCACUUGAUCUUGGUGACUUUUGAGAGGAAGGUAACCACCACCAGAAAAGUCACCAUCCCAGGUAUUCUGGUUCCUGAUAUAAUGGCUUUUGAUCUUAGAGCUCAGAUUGUGGCAGUAGCCUCCAAUACUUCUAACAUUGUUUUGGUGUAUUCAGUAACCUCUUCCUGCAUGCCUCAUAUUCAACAAAUCCAGCUGGAAAAAAAUGAAAGACCAAAGGGCCUAUGCUUUUUGACAGAUAAACUCCUAUUGAUUCUGAUUGGCAAGCAAAAGUUCCCUGAGCCUAGUCUCAUUCCAUUUUCAAGUUCAGACAGGUAUGUAAUGCGUCUGAUGAUCAAAGAAUUGAUGCUGGAAGAAAAUUCUUCAGCAUUGCCUGAGACGAAGCAGAAUAUGUUUUAUAACUUUGAAUCCUCUGUUAAUAUACCUGGAAAAAGAAAGUUCUUUGAAAAUCUUGCUACAGAAGACCAACCUCAAAGCAGGGAGCUGUUAAUACCAAGAAGCACAGUUAUUCAAUCUCCUAGUGGUAGGAGAAGACUCAUCGAAGAAGUAAAGAGCCCUAGUUAUGAGCAGAGCUCUUUAUCAAGUGUGAGUGACCUGGAUGAAAAAAGGCUCCCAAGUGACCCCUUGGUGGCCUUGGAAACACUGGAUGCUGAACCCACCAAUCGUUCAGUGUCUCUUCUUGGGUUUGGAACACCUACCAGGCUUUCCAGCAGACCAGCUUCCCCUAAAGUGCAGUUCAGUGUGAUCCAAGAAACAUCAAGUUCUCCUAAAAACAACAAUUUGCCAAAUGAAAGAGGAAUGAGUCAAAUAUCUAGAAAUUUAGAGAGACUUUGUGGCAGCUUCAAUGAGUUACAACUGAGUCUUUCUGAAAUAACGGACUUCGCUAAAAAUGGGAGGAGGAUAUCUUUAGCCUAUCCGUAUUCACAAGAACCGCCUGUUGUUCAUAUCACUUACCAGAAAAGUUUUUCAAAUGGAGCAGUUACUGAAGAUACAAAAGAUGUUCUCCUCUGUGAUGGCAAGAUCCAUUUGAAUUUAGUCCAGCAGCUGUUUGAUCUGCCCGUUAUUGAAAUGAAACACGGCUCUUCUUGGAUUGUGCUCACUGCAGACAAGGAUGGCUUUGUGCCAUUAAUAUUCAAAGCAACACAAGAGAUAAUCAUAAGGGAUGGAACUGACAGUUCAGAAGCCUGUGGAGGUCACUCCUACAAAAAAAGCAUUUCAACGCGACCACCAAGCAGAGUGACAUAA